AUGGUUUCUACUAAUACAACUAUAAGUUUGGGUCUUGUUUUCCUCAUUCAGACUGGGUCUGGGAUCCUUGGAAAUUCUUUACUACUUUGUCUUUUUAUCUUUUCCUUGCUCACUGGGAACACAUUGAGACCCAUAGAUUUGAUUCUCAAUCAGCUGGUCAUAGCCAACAACUUGGUCCUUUUCUCUAAAGGGAUCCCUCAGACAAUGGCAGCUUUUGGAUUGAAAUCUUUCCUGGGUGAUACUGGAUGUAAGUGUGUCUUCUAUUUUCACAGAGUCUCCAGAGGGGUUUCCCUCAGCACUACCUCUCUCCUCAGUGGUUUCCAGGUCAUUAAACUUUGCCCCACUGUCUCUAGGUGGAUGGAGCUCAGAAUGAGAUCUCCAAAGUGCAUUAGUUUCUGUUGUUUCCUCUGCUGGAUCCUGCAUCUUGUGUUAAAUACCUUUAUCAUGAUAAAUAUUACUGGCCCAACAAACAGCAAAAACAUGAGUAUACAGAAAAAUUUUGUAUACUGUGUAUCGUCUCAUCCAGACAGAUUAAUAGUGCCACUACAUGCAGCCAUAUUCUUCUCUAUUGAUGCAAUGUGUUUGGGAUUUGUGAUCUUGGCUAGUGGCUCCAUGGUCCUGUUACUGCAUAGGCACAGGAAGAGAGUUCAAUACAUUCACAGCAGAAGACUUUCCCCAAGAACAUCCCAUGAGGUUAGAGCCACAUGUACCAUCCUGGUCCUGGUGAGUUCCUUUGUCUUAUUUUAUUCUCUCUCUUCCAUUUUGACUCUUUCUUUUUCCCUGACUAUAAAUCCAAGCCAGUGGCUAGUGCACACUGGUGUUCUGGUGGCUUCGUGUUUCCCAACAUUUAGCCCCUUUGUGCUUAUCACCAGUGACACACGUGUCUCUCAGUUGUGCUUUGCUUGUUGGGCAAAGAAAGCCAUGUUUAAUAAUCUAGUUAAAUGUCUACUUGUCUUCUAA
This is a messenger RNA of Cynocephalus volans (Philippine flying lemur), 960 nucleotides long. RefSeq names its product vomeronasal type-1 receptor 1-like. The transcript has a single exon. Bases 1 to 960 code for a protein of 319 amino acids. NCBI's taxonomy places the organism in Eukaryota, Metazoa, Chordata, Mammalia, Dermoptera, Cynocephalidae. The record is from RefSeq and is a predicted model, not a curated record. Gene Ontology annotation, biological process: G protein-coupled receptor signaling pathway. Gene Ontology annotation, cellular component: membrane. Gene Ontology annotation, molecular function: pheromone receptor activity.